GGCGACCGCCAUAUUGUUCGCACUGGUAGAACUCUACAAGUUUUCCACCAAUUUUCAUCGUAUUCUGGCGGUCCUGGCGAGUGCAAGCCUUAGCGGUGUUUUUGAUCAUUUAUUAUUAGCCUCUUGAAAGGUUUGGUAAAUUAUUUUUUACCAUGCUUACGAAAUUUGAAACAAAAUCGGCGAGAGUUAAAGGUAAGGAAGUCGCUCUAUUAUUUCGUGUUCACGGUAUGCAUGACUCCUUGUACAGAAUUACGACUGCCUUCACAUGAAUGUUUUUCAAAAAAAUUAUUUUGAUCCCUUUUCAUCUUAAUCUACUAAAUAAACUUUAAUCUACCGUGGUUAUCCGUGGAAAAUCUCUUGUUCAUGGCUUCUUUUCAAGAAUCAGACGAUCGAUUGGUUCUAAGAUCGAAUAAUUCUUUGUUUUUGGAAGUUUGUUGAAUGUAGUGUAUUGUUAAUUUAAUAUAAUUGUUAACUUAUUGGUCUGUUGAAAGUCGCAUGUUCAGAGGGAAAAAUUCUGUAAAACCUGACCACUGAUUUUGAAAGUUUUAGUCACUGUAUUUUGUGAUUCAAUAAAGUGAUCAUUUGUCAGUAAUGGAGCGAAUUUUGACGGACAGUUAAAAAACUCAAACCAUUCAAUCACAAGGGCCAAUCAGAACGAUGGAAAAUAAUGUGAGAAGCCAAGUAAAAUCAAGAAAACUGCAUAAAACAUGGGAAAAUGCAAGUGACCAGGUUCUAAUUGGUUGUAGUAUUCAAUAUGAUUGGUUGAGAAGGUGUGCAAGUUUUUAGACCUACCACAGAGUGAAUGAAAACAAAACCAUAGAAAUGCCAAUUUACUUUUGAUACUCAUUUGAAAUUUGCCCUAGUGAUAUUUGGGAAAGCUUACUCUAGACUAGUGCUGCAUGAAAACUUGAUUGUUUACUACUUUUGUAGGUUCUACUUUAGACUCCACUGUUUCCAAAAAUUGUUUUAGUGGUAAAAUUAGCUUAUGGUCACCUGAACUUUGCGAAAAUUCCAAGAACUGAGAUAGACAGUGGCGCACUAUAUCACUGUUAGAAGACAUUAGAAUUCCAUGUAAUAUUGACUUCUGCCUUUGUCUUCCAUUAUUUAGGCAUUGCCUUCCACCCCAAGAGACCAUGGGUUCUUGCUAGUCUGCAUAAUGGUGUUAUACAGUUGUGGGACUACCGAAUGUGCACAUUGCUGGAGAGAUUUGAUGAGCAUGAUGGUGAGAACAUAGUGUUUCAAGAUGCAUCCUAAGCAUGUCCUAAGUCUUGUAAUGCAUGUAAUAGACAAUUAAAUCAAAGGAUGAACUAAUCCUAGUGGUGGUGUUUCUUGUUUAUAUAAUGACAGAAAAUAACACCUAAAAAAGCUCAAGAUCUUAAUUGCUAUUGACUUAAUUAUGUUCAAUUUACAAUAUGUUUUAACUAUUUUCACCAUGCUUUGGUUCUAUUGUAGUUAGGUCUUAGUUUUUCCAAAACAGAUUUUAUGUAAAUUUUUCCUUGCCUGCUAUUCAUUUUUCUAGUGUGAAACAAAGGAAUGAAUCAUUAUAUGGAUGAAUCAAAACUUAAAGUAUUUUGAAACACCAUUUUAACCACAAUAAUUUGCCAUAUCUUGUAUAUUAUUUGGUCAAGAUGUAGUACCCUGUUCUUUUUUCUAGGUCCAGUAAGAGGAAUCAAUUUUCAUACCAACCAACCUUUGUUUGUUUCUGGAGGAGAUGAUUAUAAGAUAAAGGUAUGUCUUUUGUGUCUCAUUGAUCUAUGUGAUCACAUCUUUGAAUUAACCUCCAUUGUUUGAAUGUGGCUUAGAGGGGGUGUAUGUACAUUGUAGUGAGUUGGAGUUUACUUGGAAUCAGAAAUAAAUAGGAAUAGAUUUUGGUUUCCGAGUCAUCCUGCAAUGAGUAACUGUCCUAUUCUGUGUCAGUGAUAACACUGCUAGAGUACAAUCCCAUCAUUAUCAUGCAAUUGUUCACUGGACAUAUGUUACUUUUACAGUUUCUACUGUAGUUUCCUUUAAAAUAUAUAUCAAAGCUUUGUUUUGUAUAUUCUGCUGUUUUCAAAAGAGAAAUAAGUGCCUUAUCCCUUUUUGAAUAAGCACCCUUCCUAGAGGUACCAAAAGUAAGUAAACACCCCAGGCACUGAAGUGAGUCAUAAUGGUAUGGCAUUUGAAAGUAAAUUUGAUCUUGGAUUCUUGUAUUGAUAGCUAAAUUCAUAUACAGGGUACAGGGUAUUAAUGUUUAGAUUUGUGAGACAGGGUCAAUAUCAAAGUUUGUUUUCUCACAGAUGACUAUGAGCAUUUUCUUCAACACAGAAAACAGAAAGUAAUCAUUGUUUUUCUUGAAUUAGGUGUGGAACUACAAACAGAAGAAAUGUCUGUUCACUCUGUUGGGCCACUUGGAUUACAUCCGAACAACUUUUUAUCACCAUGUAAGCAAUGCAUGAUAUUAAGAAGUGUACAACUUUGGCAUGGUGCUCCUUUAAUAUUAUAUGUAUCAUUCUAGUUUAGUAGUUUUAUUUAUACCAUUAAGCAUUGUAAAUCAGGGUUGAUAUUGUUACAGUUAAAUUUUUUUGCUUUUUGGUCUAAUAGAUUCAGGGACCAGUACAUGUUUUUGUCAUUUUGUUGGUUAAUGUUAAUAUUUUUUUCACAAUGUCCAACACUCUUUUUAUGUGAACAUGUAUCUUAAUUGACAGGAAUAUCCAUGGAUAAUCAGUGCUUCUGAUGAUCAAACAAUUCGCAUCUGGAAUUGGCAGUCGCGCACUUGUAUCUGGUACUUACUUUUUUGGCCUUAACACAGUAGUGACAUUUUAUGAUAAUUAUCAGUAGGGCCAUGUUAUUCUUGUUGAUUUUUUUCAUCAUUACUUCUCCUUUUAUCCAAUGAUGAAAUUGAUUUUUUGAAAAAGAUAUAAUGUUUGGUAUUUUAAGGUGCAUCAAUCAUAUUUUAAUAAUUGCUUUUAUAUUCUCCAGAACAAAUUUUCCUUCAUCCAAUGAAACAAUGAAAAUUGAUAAAAGGUCAUAAUAUGAAUCAUUUUGUCCUCAUGUUUGUUGCUGCACUGUGCUAGUAUUAUAUUUAGUGUUCUGUAUGUAGAUAUAUGAUGUACAGGACAAAAUUAAUAAAAUACAAUAAAAAAUAAAUAAUGGAAUUGAUAAUCAUUUUCUCCUACAGUGUUCUCACAGGACAUAAUCACUAUGUGAUGUGUGCUCAGUUUCAUCCUGCAGAAGACUUGGUUGUUUCUGCUUCGCUUGACCAAACAGUAAGAGUCUGGGAUAUUUCAGGUGGGAACUGUUGUUAUUACUGGUCCUUUUUUUAAUUGCCUGUAUUGGUGUAGUAUGAUAAAAAAGUAAGGAGAGAGGGAAUCCCUACACAAUUUUUGGUAUCAGAUUAAAAGUCUUGUCAUUCUUCUCUUGAUAGAACAGAAGGGAAUCUUAUAAAAAAGGGUUCUGAUUUGAUCAUCACGACAACUGCAAUUACUUUUUUUACAAGCUCAUCAAGUUGUCAACUUUAAAAUUUAAGGCCUUAGAAAGAAAACCUGUGCACCUGGAGCAAGUGGACUAGAAGAGCACUUAAAAACUCCUGGCCACACAGAUCUAUUUGGACAGUCAGAUGCUAUUGUUAAACAUGUACUCGAGGUAUGUGGAUAUGUACAAACUAAUCAGAUUUCCAUGCCUGUAUUGUACAUGUAAAGUUUCAGAUUAUCGGAACUUACUCUGGAAAGGUAAUUUGUUUAUUAUAAGGCAAUUGAGCACCAUUUAUAAUACAUGGAAAAAAAAAGCUGUUUGGAAGUUGUUAGUAAAGAUUACUAGUUGCUAAGAGGAUCAUUUUAAGAAUUGGGAAAGGGAGGUAUCUCCAUGAAUAAAAAAACAGAAGGAACCACUGAACAGAAUAUGCUAAUAUGCCUUCUUUGAAAACCUUUCCUAUGUGUAGCUGUGCAAGGGGUCUAAAGAGAUAACUUAAGAUCCUGUUAGACAUGUAUGUGUAUUGUCAGCCCAUGGGAAUGAAUCUUUUUCAAUAUAGGGGAGCUUCCACCGUACCUGUUGCACUGGUUUGUUGUACAAUAAAAUGCCAGGGGGGUUUUCCUUCUGGUGAGUCUGGUCGAGACUGAUUCCAGAAAGUUCAUGAAACAGACACACUGUAACUGUAUUUGAAUUACCACAUUUUAAGGGACAGUAAUCUUGUCAAUCUUGAGCCAUUGUUUGGAAUUAUCAGUUUGUCAAAUAGCAGAGGAAAGGGGAGGGCUGAUAUUCCUGUACUCUUGUCAAAUUAAAGGUCUCAUUGUGCUCUGUACUUAGGGUCAUGAUCGUGGUGUCAACUGGGUUUCUUUCCAUCCCACCAUGCCACUUAUUGUGUCUGGAGCUGAUGACAGACAAGUCAAACUGUGGAGAAUGAAUGGUAUUAAAGUUUGUUUUGUUCUCUAGUAAAACAUUUCAAAUACUCAGAUUUGAUCAAACAUUCAUGUAAUUUGCACUAUGUAAAUUGUAGUUGUCAAUUAUGAAAAUAAUCAUUCCAAGGAGUGUUAUUUAGCCAUGUGUUGAUCAGUGUUACGAGAUAUUUUAUUUUUUGUUAAUUCUAGACUCCAAGGCCUGGGAAGUAGAUACAUGCCGAGGACACUACAAUAAUGUAUCAUGUGUAAUGUUCCACCCUAGGCAAGAGCUGAUUUUGAGUAAGUAUGCUAACUAAAUAUUGAUGUCCUGUACAGUUGUUAAAAAUGUUUUUUUACAGUAGUUGAAGUACUGUUAUAUGGUGAAGUACAAAUGUUCUCAUGGUGUCAAAUUGCUCAAAAAAAUUGGGGUUUUUUUCCUUUUGUCUUAUAUUUGUCAUACAGUAAUAGUCUGAAAUAAAGGAAACAUUAAAUUAAACUGUUUGUAAGAUUUAAAACCAAGAAAAUUAAAAUUUGAACUGCAAAAUGAUUGAUGCAGCAAAAUAGGAGCGAAAAAGUCAAUUUAAUUGAAAACUGUACUCCUUUUGAAACAAUGUUAGGUUUAAGUCAGCAUGCACUAUAUGUUGUGAGCGUACAGUUGUCUCCUGCUUUCUCUUAGUGCUAUUACUCUUAAAAAAUUUCUCCUCGUCUUUUCACAGGCAAUUCAGAAGACAAGAGCAUCAGAGUUUGGGACAUGUCAAAGAGGUGAGAAGUUCAUCUUAAGAUGAGAUGUAGUGGCAUGAUGUUCUCACAUGUAUACUAGGUAGUGAGACCUGCAAAAAAUCUGGAUCAUUUUGCAUGUGUCAAGUAUAUUUAUUAUGAUUAGACUGAGUUCACUUUUACAUUUUUAGAACUGGAGUUCAAACAUUCAGGAGAGAGCAUGACAGGUUCUGGGUAGCAGCUGCUCAUCCCACACUCAAUCUAUUUGCUGCAGGUAUGGUUCUGUCACUUGUGUUUUAGCAGAGAGUAUUUCCCCAACAUUUUCUUUUCAUUGUACUAAAGUAGAUAAUAUGAAUGAAAUAGAGCUUGCCCUUUGGGAUUAGAUUGGAAUGUGGGCUUGCAAAGGCUUUGCUCAGUGGGUAAGUGCAUAAAAAGUACCUUGUAUGGCAGAGAAAUUCAUCUGCACAUCUACCGUGGGGUACUUACAGUGUUCUUUAUGAUUGAGAGCUGUUCGUUUCCUUCCAGGCCAUGAUAGUGGAAUGAUAGUCUUUAAGUUAGAGAGGGAGAGGCCAGCUUAUGCAGUUCAUGGAAACAUUCUGUAUUAUACAAAGGUGGGUCAAAAGAGAACAGAGAAGAAAGAAACAAACAAAUUAGAAAACAUUUUACCUUCAGUAUGCUGGACACUUACAAGUACAGUAACAGGAAUAAAUAUUUAUGCAUGGUUAUGCCAUUGCCAGUCCUUUAAGUGAAGUUGCUGAGGUAAAAAAGAUCUGUCCUUUUUCAUUACAUGGAUAUCCACUCCUAAGCUUAAGAUUUUUCUAUGUUAUUAAGAAAGUUAUUAUUUUGUAGGAGAGAUAUCUGAGGAUGUAUGAAUUUGGAACCUCUAAAGAUGUGCCAGUCAUGCAGUUCAGGAGGUACAAACCAUUUUCAAUUUUGCUUAACUGGACCUACAUGGUUGUAUUUUGUUUGUUGUACAUAUUACUUUUUAUGCACACUGAUAUAUUUUUACAAUUCUAGGAACUCGUCUCGCACUCCUGUGUAUAGCAUGUCAUACAAUCCUGCAGAAAACUGCGUUCUUAUCUGCACAGUAAGUUUUCCAUCAGUAUGAAUAGUCAUGUGCAUGGUAAAAGUGUUGCAUCUAUUAAAUAUUUUAUCUGUGGGAAGAAGUGUCUUUGUUUUGCUCACAAGGGGUUACCCAAGGAAACAAUUUCAUUUUACAUGACUGGAAUGCAAAUGUUAUGCAGGUGAAUAUUCUUAACAUCUGCAUAUGCUUUUUCUUUUUUUUACCUAAAAUUGAGAAUUUAAUUGAAAUGUGCAUGUUUAAAACAAAGAACCGUGAAAUUUACAUUGUUGAGUGAGCGGGUUGUGAGAAAUGCCUUUGGAAAACAGAGUUUGACAGUUCACCAACAAGUGUGAAAUAAUUUGUUUACUUUCUUUCAUGUUAGAAUGCAAGCAAUCCAGAGAACUGCGUUUAUGAGCUGCAUGCAGUUCCCAAGGAUAUUGACAGUAGCAACCCAGAAGGUAUGCAAGUAACAUUUUCAUUUUUUCAGAUUUCUUUUAAUUUGGAUGUAUGAUCUGCAUUAGAUAUAGCAAAUAGCUAAAAUCUUACUCCCCACAAUUUUAUAACUGACUGUUGAUAAUGUGCUUUUUUUUUUUCAAUUUAGUAUCUGAGGGCAAAAGAGCAUCAGGAUUGACUGCAGUGUGGGUGGCACGCAAUAGAUUUGCUGUCUUGGACAGAACACAUACUGUAAGAAUUAGAGAAAACUAUUAUGCAUUUAUCAGUAGCCUGCAGCACAGAAAACUGGAUCUGCAGGAAGAUUCAAAACCCUGAAAUUAGGAAGUCAUAUGCUCUGUGACAUACUUUUCAUUGACAUAAAUUUGUUUCCUUGACCAGCUAUUGAUCAAAAACCUGAAGAAUGAAGUAACAAAGAAGGUCCAAACUCCUGCUUGUGAUAUGAUCUUCUAUGCUGGCACUGGCAGUUUGCUAUUAAGGGACACUGACUCUGUCACCUUGUUUGAUGUGCAGCAGAAGAGGUACAGUAUUUUUAGAAAUACACUUGUAGUAAUUAUACUUUCUUGGAAAUACAUGUACAUGUAGUAUGACUUGUGAAUCAAAUGUAUCCCACCCAUUGUUGUGAUCAGUUUGUGUUACCAAAACCUGAUGAACUUUCUGCCUCCAAGGGCAGGCGUGGUUUUGGUGUCUGGAAUCCUACUGAAACAAAGAAUAUACUUCAUAUUUUCAUCUUUGAUUUCUCUCUUUUGGCAGGUCCUUGGCUUCUGUCAAAGUGAAUAAGGUGCGAUAUGUGGUCUGGUCAGCUGAUAUGGCUCAUGUGGCCUUGUUAGGAAAACACGGUGAGUCUGAAUUUAUCUUUAACAUCAUGCCAGUAACUUAAAAGGGUCAACAGAACAUGUAUGAUUGCAACUUUCAAUGAAUUUUUUAAAAUUUUCUCAUUUUAUUGUGUUCCCAGUUGUUGCAAUUUGUAAUAGAAAACUGGAGUGUCUUUGCACUAUCCAUGAAAACAUCCGUGUGAAGAGCGGGGCAUGGGAAGAAAAUGGUGUUUUUGUCUAUACCACAAGUAACCACAUCAAAUAUGCACUAAUAAAUGGGUAAGUAUGCAAUUUGGGUGCCUGUUUGUUAUUUUGUAUAGUUAAGAGCCAGCUCUACAGUACAUGUUGGCAGUCACUUUACCUCGAUGGGUAGCUCAUUUGUACAAAUGAAACAUACAAUUACCUAUUACAGUAACUAUGACUAUUAUUUUUUUGUCUUUAACAGAUUUGAAAUCACCUAAGUUUUGUAUUGUACUUUAAUCUGGGUUCCUCCCUUCUGUUAACACAAUCUAAUGAUUGUUCUACAACGCACACAUGUACAUGUGUAUUAGUAUGGAAACAAAACUACUAAUCUGUAGUAUCCUAUAGCUUGUUUUCCAUUGGGGUGACCCAUUCUUUAAUGGGACCAGUCUUUUCUUGCAUAAGUUUAGAUUUGAGUAAAUGUGUCAGUUCUAACAGAUGUAGGCAAGUAAGACAAAACAUUUUUGUUUAUCUUUUGUUUUGAGGGGGCCUAAGUGAAGGCAAGUGGAAAAGAAAAGCUGCUUGUCCCAGAUAAUGGGAUCUUUUUUAUUAUUUCUAUUUUUUUUGAGCCAAGCGUAGAAUUUGUCACUUCAUAGGGAGGAAAUCCAACCAGUGUUAGUUGCAAUUUAGAGAUCAUUAUUUGCAUCAUUGCAAUAGUUGUCUGAUACUUUCUCAUAUUCUAGUGACCAUGGUAUCAUUCGUACACUUGACCUUCCCAUCUAUAUCACAAGAAUCAAGGUGGGUUCCUCAGCAUUUGAAUGUGUCUUAGAAGUGGUAUUCAUGUUAGGUAUUUUAAUUGUUGCAGUCUGUGGUUUUUAGAAAUAUAUGUCUUAUACAGAUUAGUUAUGUACUAUUAGAAAAGAACUGAUGUUAGUUAAUAGUACUUUAACCUAUUCUUAUUUAUAUUUAUUUUCUAGGGGAGCAGUGUGUACUGUCUUGAUCGUGAGUGUAAAACCAGAGUUCUUGGAAUUGACCCUACAGAGUUCAAGUUUAAAUUGGCUUUGAUCAAUCGCAAGUAUGAUGAGGUAGGCUGGACUGGUUUUGGACACACUUAUGAUUACUUUUCAACAUGCAACGUUCUGGUUUCAUGUAAAUACCCUCUGUAAGUUAGUUUUCUGUCUAUUCUUUCCAUAGGUUCUACACAUGGUGCGAAAUGCCAAACUGGUGGGACAGUCUAUUAUUUCUUACCUUCAAAAGAAAGGUUAUCCUGAGGUAAGAAACUUUAAUUUCCUUCUCAAAAUCAAUCGCCAGUCUGGCAUGGGGCAUUUUAUAAUGGUUUGUUAAUGGCUGACAGACUCAGUACAAUUUUUUUUUUUUAAUGCAGGUUGCUUUACAUUUUGUCAAAGAUGAAAAGACCAGAUUUGGACUGGCCUUAGAAUGUGGUAACAUUGAGGUAUGUUAUACAAGGGGGAUAUUAAGUGUGGCUGUGCAUUCUGUUGUAGAGAUUUUUUAACCUUAUGAUUUAGUUGGGUCAAGUUUACAAAACCAGGUAACAGGUUGGUAACAGAUUACAAACAUUCAUGUCUGCAGUCUUAAAAAGAAUAAUACUGUUCCCUAGCUUUGGAAGUUCACUGAGCCUUGCCCUCUGUCUCUCUUACUACUAAUAUGCACUGCUGCUGAUUUAUGUGCAAUGUACAUAUAGAAUACUAUUAAAAAAAUUACAAUUGUGCCUGAAAUGUAAGAGAUUUUUUGUGAUUUUUACUCACAGGUAGCCCUGGAGGCAGCUAGAAGCCUUGAUGACAAGGUGUGUUGGGAUCGAUUAGGAGCUGCUGCUCUGACACAAGGAAACCACCAGGUAUGUGUCACAGAACAUGUGUGUCUUAGUUUCUUGUACAGUAAUCUAGGUUGCACUGAAGGCAUGCGUUGCUCUUUAGUUAGUUCCACUAUGUUAGCGUCUUAAAUCUAAGAAACUGGUGUCCAGGCUCAAUGUGGAUUGGCAAGUUUUAAUUGUCAUCAUAACAAGUUCAUAUAUGAGUCACUGCUGUUUCCAGUUUGAUCAUGAUAGACUGAUUAGACUUUCUUGGCUUGCUUUGCUGGUUUUAUCACACUGGGGCCUCUUGCUUUAAUAUUUUAAUCUUCCUUAAUGAAUAGAGUAGUCUAUACUUAAUGCACAGGAUGAGACUGGUUUCUUUGGAAUGCUUAGGGCUUUGUAUAUGGCUGUGUCAAUGAAAAUUAUGAUGUUAUACUUCAGUUGUUUUCAUUAAUUUUCUUUUGCAUUUUAUUCAACAGGUAGUAGAAAUGGCAUAUCAGAGAACAAAGAACUUUGACAAGUUGUCUUUUCUUUAUCUUAUCACUGGCAACCUUGAGAAACUUGCCAAGAUGACCAAAAUUGGUGGGUGUGCUUUCUGAGUUUGACAUGCUGUUUGUUGCUUUGUAGUGCACCAAUUUAUAAAUGGAUUCUAUUUGUGAAUUAACUGAUUUUUGGUUUUGCAUGUAGCUGAAAUCCGUAAGGACAUGAGCGGCCAAUACCACAAUGCAUUGUACACUGGUGAUGUGGAGGAGAGAAUCAAGAUCCUGAAGAGUCUUGGUCAAGGUAAAUUAAAUGGCUAAAUGUGUUUUUAUAAUCAGUUUUCUGGCUGAAAUGAGGUCUUCAGUGUCCCAGGAAAAAUGACUGGAUAAAUAGUGAAUGACAAGCCUGUUUGCAAGAUGAGGAUAUUGGUAAUGAUAUUUCUGGGACUGUAAUGGGACACCUGAUUAUUUUGUCAAUGUAAAGGUAAAUAAUUACUGCCAUUUAAUGUUAUUUUCUUUAUUUGGACUCUUCUCAAAGGAUCCUUGGCAUACUUGACAGCUGCUACUCAUGGGCUUGCUGAAGAAUGUCAGGAAAUAAAAGAUACCUUUGAUCUUGAUCCAGAGACAGUAUGUAGAAUUUGAUAUAUUUCAACAAUUCUGAGUUUCUUAUUUCUAUGCUUAAGACUUAAGAGAAAUGCAUGUUGAAGCCACCUUGGUUGUACAAUGAAGGCCACCAUAUAUUAAAUCCCUGCAAAAGAGAAUGAAACAAGUUCAAGAUGAUUGGGGAUUUAUGUAACUUUUACUGAAUUAAUGAAAAAUGUUCUCCAACGAAAGAAGAAGUUUGAGUUACCUGAGUUGAAGUUAGCAAAGUAUGGCAAUAUACAGGCACUACCAGUAAACUAUUUAUAGAAAAAAAAUUCUGUACUAUCAGUGAUUUAUGAUCUCAGAACCAAAUUUCAUUCACACUUUUUAUUUAGCUUCCAGCUGUGAACCCAAAUGCCAAGUUAUUACAACCACCAGCACCAAUCCUUCAGAAUGAGGGUAACUGGCCCUUACUUACUGUGGCAAAGACUUUCUUUGAAGGAGCCAUGGCUGCCAAAGGUAAAAUUAGAACCACAUGGAUGUUUAUACAUUAUGUAGAGCUCUUUAGUUCUGUGUUUAAUAUGUAAAGAUGAAAAUGCUAAUUGAACAUAAAUUAACUUUGACUGAUAGCUGGUGGUGGAGCUGCAGCUAUGGUGGCUGCAGAUCUGGAUGAAGGUGCUGGAGAUGGCUGGGGAGAUGAUGCAGCGCUUGUGAUUGAUGAAGGUACAUUGUACUUUAUUUGGGAGUUAUUCAUAGUCAAAUGUGCCAGCUAUGAUCCUCCAUCCUGAUCAUAUGUAAAUACAUUUUAUCAUAUUAGAAGGAGGAUUUGGUGAGGAAGGCCCUGAUGGUGACAUCCUUGGGGGAGAUGAAGAAGGUGGCUGGGAUGUUGGAGAUGAAGAUUUGGUGCUUCCACCUGAUUUGGUAAGUUUUAACCAAGUCCUGCCUUCAGCUCUUUAUUAUGUUUAUUGUGAAAUGUAACUAAACUAAGAUAAAAUAUGGUCAUGUUUUGUUGCAUUUAUUUCACAGGAUGUUGGUCCUGUGUCUGGUGCAGGAGAUGAAGGUUACUUUGUGCCUCCUGUCAAGGGAACUAGCCAGUCCCAGGUAAUUUCAGAACACUCUUGACUAGCAUAAUUUUGGUGAUAUUGUAAAAUCAGGCCUUUUAUCUAAGUCAGAUUGUUGCUGAACAGAUUUUUAGUGAUGUAAAAAGAUAUAUAAAAGUAAUUUGCUAAUUACCAAAUACAUGCAAUUUAUUUUAUGAUUAACUUGAAAAUGACUUUUUGAAAGCUUGGUGGUUAUUUCCUACAGGUGUGGUGCACUAACUCCCAACUUGCUGUUGAUCAUGUCCUGGCUGGGUCAUUUGAAAGUGCUAUGAGGGUAAGUAGUAUAAUCAUGUUUUUUUCUUUGAAAAUUUUCUCACACACCAUGGACUGUUAUACCAGUAAAAAUAAAGGAAAUUUUAUGUUGUGUGUUAUAAUUCAGUUAAUUGCUGCGAGUCCAUGGUGUUGCCAGUUUGAUCAUAAUUGGCUGGUGCAAGUUCCUUGACUCGCUAGAUGAACUGAGAGUCUUCUCACUCACCUGGUUUGUUUUUUCAUAACAUGCUUGGUCUUCUGGCUUCAACAUUAUACCUUUUCCAUGUAGUAUUCUUUGUACAGUUGGUAGAAAGGGCUCAAAUUUAUUGAUUUAUUGAAGAAGCAGCAUAAAUGUAAAUUCUUUUCAUUCUCAGCCUGAGCCUUUUUUUUUCCUACAUGUUAGACCCACUACUGAGUUAUUCUUCAGAACAUUCAUUUAAGACUAUACUAAGAGGCUCAAUUAUGUGACCAUCAUCUUUUUCAAAAUGGAUGUGGAGGUGUAAUCAUGAUUUUAAAAAUUAAAGCUAAGAAUUUGCAAGAAGCUUAACUCUGCUUCAUCCAAACCAGCUUUUACUGACCUCUAUGCACUCCUUAAUGAGAGAUUUUUCUUGAUUUUUUUUUUCCAAUUUCUGUGUGCACAGCUUCUUCAUGACCAAGUAGGUGUAGUCGUGUUUGAACCAUACAAGCCACUGUUUAUGCUGGCCUUUGGUCGUGGAAGAACUGCACUUCCAGGCAUGCCUGGAGGGCCACCAUUGCUGGGGCAUCCUCACAGAAACUGGUGAGCUGUUUGCUUUGGACUGAGCUCUGUUGAGAAUUGAACUCUAUUAAAGAUUAUUUUAUUUUAUUUUAACACAUACCAGAAGUAAAUUGUGCUCAUUUCCUUUAGUUUUAGAAAUGAGGAAAUGUUUCCCUGUCGAUUUUGUCUGUUUAUGUAGAUGUGUGAAACCAGAGAAGAGUAUAUACAGAUCCUCCUGUACAUAUAAUGCGUCUUUGAGGCCAUUAUUGAUAAUCUUAUUUGGUUUUGUAGGAGAGAUGCUGGAGCUAAAGGUGGCCUUCCUGCUGUGGGAUUGAAACUGAAUAUGCUUGUACAACGUUUACAGGUGAGGGCUACCCACAGUGACUUCGUUAGCAUUGCUACAUAGCAUAACUUAGCUAUUUUACAUCCUUGCUUCUUUAGGUAUAAUUAGCUAGGUUACUAAAUGCUUCUUCUGUGUAGUAUGUGAGCAUGCUUUAAGUUUUGUUAGGCUGAUCCUCUUCUUCAGGGAAGGGAGAUACUGGAAGAGUAUGUUCUAUUUUCAAUAACAGUGAAAACUUCUCAAGUCUUCCUGGCUCUGGUGUACCACCAAUAUUGUUUUUUUCUUUUUUUUCACUUUCUGAACAGGCUGCUUACCAGUUGACAACAGGAGGCAAGUUUCAGGAAGCAAUCUAUAAACUUCAAGCCAUUCUCUUGAGUGUUACUCUGCUGGUUGUAGACAGUAAGCAGGAAAUAAGUGAGGCACAGCAGCUGUUGGGAAUAUGUCGAGAAUACAUUGUUGGACUGCAAAUGGAAGUGAAAAGAAAGGAAUUACCUAAGGUGAACAAGAAGCUUUUUUUUGGGAUCAUUUCUUCUAGUCAUAAUAUGUUUAGAGUGGUCAAUUCCAUUACAUUACUCUAAGGGUGUUCUUUCUUUCCGCAGUCCACCCUUGAAGAGCAGAAACGGCUUUGUGAGGUUGGUUUUUUGUUAUGGCUUAUUCAUCCUUAUGUAAUAUAACCUCCUGGAAAGGACAACAAAGUUCAUUUUAGUCAUCAGAAGCUUACUGCAAGUGUUUGUGUUAUUGUAGAUGGCAGCAUAUUUCACUCACUGCAACCUCCAGCCAGUACAUCAGAUACUUACUCUUAGGACUGCUGUCAAUCUUUUCUUUAAGGUGAGACCAUGCAACUCUUUGACAUACAAUCAAAUUAUUCAUGGGUACUCUUUCUGCCUUCAUAUGUUAAUGUUACGGUUUGUUUACAGUUAAAGAAUUUCAAAACAGCUGCGUCCUUUGCUCGUCGCCUGUUGGAACUAGGACCACGUCCAGAUGUGGCUACCCAGGUUUGGAAAUGAUCACUACUUCAUCACUUUUUCUAAUUUGAAGCAAGCUUUCAAAUGUGUUUACCAAUGAUAUGAUGGUAUGAUGGUAUGAUUUCAUUUGUUAGAUUCGCAAGAUCCUCCAAGCCUGUGACAAGAAUCCUACUGAUGCACACGUUCUUCAAUAUGAUGAGCAUAACCCUUUCACCAUCUGUGGAGUAUCUUACAAGCCUCUCUACAGGUUGGCAGUUUAUGGUGUCCUUAAGUGGAACUUCUUCUCCAUGUGAUCAUUUUUUAAACAAAGCAAUAUAGCUUUCUUUGUUAGUAACCUCUGAUUUCCUGCCCCCCAUGGUGCAUUAGUUUUGUAACUGUUAUUCAGACUGGGUGUGGCUUGCACACAUGCUGAGUGGUGUUUAUUGUUGGAUCUUUUUUGUCAUCAUAGGGGAAAACCACAAGAGAAGUGCCCUCUUUGUCAAGCUUCCUAUUUGCCUGAGUACAAAGGAACAAUUUGCAAUGUCUGUAAGGUAAGGUUUACAGCUUACCUUGGCUGUUUGUUUAUUAAAUGAAGGGGAUAUUCAAAACAUACCAAGGCUUGUCAUCCCUGCACAAAUGUUCUCUCAGUUUUUGUAGGGUAAGGUUUGGGGAAGGAGGAAUCAGAUGUCUGUCUCACAGACUGUAGAGUGCUUGCAAUGAGUGAGGAGAAUGAAGAUCUAAUCCAAAGAUUUUUGUGAUCAGUGGGUUCAAAUUUUACUCAUUUUUCUUUUUUUCUUGUAGGUUGCUGAGGUUGGAAAAGAUGCCAUCGGCCUAAGAGUCAGUCCAUUACAGUUCAGAUGAAGAAUAUGAAGGAACAGCAGAUCCCUAUCAUUACCAGGAGAAAUAAAUGCAUUUUUUUAAACAAGACCUCCCAUCUGCUUUUAAAGGAAGAAUUCAAGGUCAUUUUCCAUUUGAAAAGAAAAUGAGCAAAAACAGUCAUAUAGUCGAAGUACCUUGAAAAAAUGACAAAUUAUUCCUUUAAGAGGUUGAAAAAUGAUUUAAACUGUAACCUUGCCUCAAGGUUUUGAAACAAACAUAUUUCGUGCAGUUAGAAAAUUAAAUAAGUUCAGUUCAUUUCUUGACAAGGUAGAUAUAAGAACAAACCAUCGUAGGAAUCGUAGAUGUUCUAGGAAUUUUAUAGUGUUAAGAUUUCAAGUAGCAGUAAUGUAUAAAUCACAAAAACAUCCAUCAUUCAAUGCCAUUAAAAGCAUUGGAACUAAAUAUAAGGCUUUGUGUUUAUAAAGAGUUGUUUGGAAUAUUCCAGAGUUGGGUGGCAAAAAUCAGGGCUGAAGACUAAUAAAAUAUAAUCUUUCUAAUUGAUGGGUUAAUCAUUUGUUGUCUGGGUUGUGAUGCAUUUUAUUAGCAAUGGCUUUAGAGAGGUCAAUUAAUAUCAGGGUGAGACUAACAGUUUUCAAAAUUUCCUAAAUCCUGGAGUCAAAGGGCAGUAAAUACUGGACAGGAAAAAUAAGAUUCAAACAGCAACCAUCCAGUUAUCAUGGGCACUAACUUAAAGAAAUUCAAAACUAGUUAAUCCUGUGGUUGGUCAAAGUACUCUAUCAAAGACCAAAGUGGUGGAGAUGCUACCCUUCACACUUUAAAAUGUUCAUUAGAGACCUG
This is a messenger RNA of Pocillopora meandrina, 15494 nucleotides long. The record is from the annotation of a GenBank genome assembly. Lineage: Eukaryota; Metazoa; Cnidaria; Anthozoa; Scleractinia; Pocilloporidae.